AUGUCCACGUUCGCCAAAGAUGACGUCGUCGAGGCCGCCGCGGGUGCGAUCGGCGCGAUGUGCGCGCUCGUCGCGACGUAUCCACUCAUCACGUUGAACACCAGGCAACACGUGGCGCGGCGCGGGGGCGACGCGACGACCGACACCGACGCCGCUCGCGGCGAUGCACGAGAGCGGUGGAGACGCGCGGACGUAAAGUCCAUGUACGACGGCAUCGAACCCGCGCUCGUGGGCACGGUGGCGUCGCAGACGGUGUACAACUACUUUUACGCGAGAGGCGCGCGGGCGCGCGCGGCGGCGACGGGACGGGACGCGGAUGGCGCGUCGUCGUUGAUGAUCGCGAGCGGAGCUGGGAUUCUGAACGUGCUGAUGACGCUGCCGAUAUGGACGCUGGUGACGAAGAUGCAGGCGGACGUGAAGAUGGCGAGGGAGCGGACGGAGAACGACGACGGGGACGAGGCGGAGACGCGGGCGGACGUCGACGACGCCGUGACGACGCGCAGACGGGAGCGAAGGCGGGAGAAGGAGGGAGCUCGACGUGGAUUCUUCGACGUCGCUCGAGACGUGAUGCGAGAGAGCGGUGUGCGGGGGUUUUGGCAGGGCUUAACGCCGUCUCUGGUCAUGGUUGCGAAUCCGGCGCUGCAGUACGCGUUUUACGAAUCCGCCGCGCAGUGGCGGAUGCGACAAACGCGGAAGAAGAGCCUGAGCGCGCUGGAAAUUUUCGCCUUGGGGGCCACGGCGAAGUUCGGGGCGACGAUGCUGACGUAUCCGUUGUUGGUGGUGAAGACGCGUCUGCAAGUCGUGUCCAAGGAUAUGGCGGACGACCGCAUGCGAUACCGCGGCGCCGUGCACGCGAUUCGUUCCAUGGCCGAGGAAGAGGGGUUGGGGGUAUUUUACAAAGGUAUCGAGACGAAACUCACGCAAACCAUCCUGGCCGCGGCGCUCAUGUUCACCGUCAAGGAGAAAAUCGCGGAGAAUAUCUACAAGGCGCGAAGUCGCGUCGCGGCGCGCGUGUGA
Messenger RNA from Ostreococcus tauri, 1017 nucleotides. RefSeq names its product Mitochondrial substrate/solute carrier. NCBI's taxonomy places the organism in Eukaryota, Viridiplantae, Chlorophyta, Mamiellophyceae, Mamiellales, Bathycoccaceae. Bases 1 to 1017 code for a protein of 338 amino acids. The record is from RefSeq and is a predicted model, not a curated record. Gene Ontology annotation, cellular component: peroxisomal membrane. Gene Ontology annotation, molecular function: ADP transmembrane transporter activity; coenzyme A transmembrane transporter activity; NAD transmembrane transporter activity. The transcript has a single exon.